UGCUCUGAGUGCGAGGAGUUCCUGUGCACCAAGUGCUUUGAGGACCAUCAGUGGUUCUUCAAGAAGAGGAACCAUGAGGCCAGGAGGGUGGAGGAGCUUCGUGCUGAUUCAGCUCAUCGCUUUCUGGAAGACUCCAGAAAGUCCUGCAAUCUCUUUUGCUCCAGUCCCGGCCACGCCAACCAGGGUCACAUCUCCAGCAUCUACUGCCCCACGUGCGAGAAGGCUCUGUGCUGCUCCUGCGCGCUGCUGGACAACCAGCACACCCAGUUCCGCGACGUCCGCGACGAGAGCCGGCGCAGGCAGGAGGAGCUGAGCGCCAUGAGCCGGGAGCUGCGGCGGAACAGGAGCAGCUUCGAGGCCGCCUACGCGGAGCUGCAGGACGAGGCGGCGCGGCUGGAGCGGGCGCAGCGGGAGACGCGGGAGCUGAUCGGGCAGCGCGUGGAGCAGCUGGUGAGGUGGAUCCGGCGGGAGGAAGAGGAGCUGCUGGGGCUGGUGGAAGCGCGGCAGGAGCAGGGCCGGCGGGAGCUGGCGAGGGAGCUGCGGCGCGUGGAGGGGGUGCUGCGGCGGAUGGAGGCGGGCGAGCGGCUGGUGGAGAAGAUGAACCUCUACGGCACGGAGCAGGAGGUGAUGGACAUGCAGCCCUUCAUCAAGGCCUCGCUGGAGGAGCUGCGGCAGCAAGAGGAGCUAGUCCAGCCCACCUUCACCAUCAGCCUUGCAGAGAUGCACACAAGCCCGGCUCUCCCCGUCAUGCCGGGGCCCAAGCGGGGCUCGCACUGCAUGGAACAGGGCAGCCAAAUGUCACCCAAGCUGCUGAAGCUGGAGUGUGACCCCAUGCCGGUCCCCAGCCAUCCCAGUCCCAACCGGGGGGAUGGCAGAAAAGUCACCAGCAUCAUCAUCUGCAGCUCGGAGGACAGCGAGGAAGACACGGCGGCUGAGAAGUUCCUGGGAGCCACAGGAGCAGGCCUCCAGCAAGCCCAGGGACAGCAAGAAGCCUUCCAGCCCCAUAUGGUCCGAGAGUGGCACCUCACCUCACCUCAGCACCGGCCCCACCAGCCCCUGGGAUGA
This is a messenger RNA of Tauraco erythrolophus (red-crested turaco), 1065 nucleotides long. The record is from RefSeq and is a predicted model, not a curated record. NCBI's taxonomy places the organism in Eukaryota, Metazoa, Chordata, Aves, Musophagiformes, Musophagidae.